GUUACGCUCAGCUGUUUCAGUUGUGUCAAAGUCAGUCAAUGUAGCAGUGUGUGCCCCGACCUCUCCUAUAUUUUCUCGUGUCAGCUGUUUAUCUUAGUCGCGGAGGUCAUGUCUUGCUGCAAUAUUUAAGAUGCUGGUGACAUCCCUUCGUCAGAUGAUGCAGAGAUGACACAUAGGAAACUGGAUGUGAGAUCUUCAUUGGCAGGAAUGGCAUAUGACCGGCUAGGGGAGGACACAGGUGCCGAGGGCGUCAAGCUUCCAUACCACCAGCAGGUUCUCAAGCUGGGGAGUGAAGAGGAACUGACGCUGUUUGGUUACUGCCGUGCUUCCUGCAAGACUUUUGCCUUCUACCUCGUCACACUUAUUACUUUAGGUAUUCCCUUCCUUAUUGUUUAUUGGAAGCCAGAAUGGGGCGUCUACAUGAAGAGACGGAGGUGCUCACUUAUGGAAGCCGAUACACUAAUCAUUAAGGACAUGGAUGGACAAAUUUACGUUUCAUCAGUGAAUUCGGAAACAGUGGAGGCUGGCUUCCCCUCCAAAUAUGUUAUUUCUUCACACCUCACAAAUGGGGCUUCCAAUGGGGUCCACAAUGGAGCUUCAGAUUCCACACAUCUCACACAGCCGAGGCACAGAAUUAUAAGAUAUUUUAUCUUUCAACAUAUCAAGUACAUUUGGAUACCAGGCAAACUCCACUUUGAGAGACUCUAUGGCUGUGAUAGUAACACACUGAUAAGCUCACUACUUAAUGACUUCAGGGGAUAUACUGUUCAGGAGCAAAUGCUAAGGCAGCAGCUAUACGGUCGUAAUGCCAUCAGCGUUGAGGUCAAAUCAUACUUCUACCUUCUAGUAACAGAAGUCCUGAACCCUUUCUACAUCUUCCAAAUUGCCUCCAUUGCCCUGUGGUCCUUUGACAAUUACAUCCUCUAUGCUACGUGCAUUUUCCUUGUUUCAUGCCUUUCUGUUGCGGUUUCGCUUUAUGAGACUCGCAAGCAAAGUCAGUCACUGCAUGAUAUGGUUGAGGCGUCAAAUACCAAUACUGCAACAGUGCUAAGAUCUACAGCAGAGAAAACCACAGUUGAAGUAGAAGUCAACACAACAGACUUGGUUCCUGGUGAUGUGUUGGUCAUUCCUGGAACAGGUUUUGCUUACUUGGCGCAGAUUGUGGUUGGCAUUGGUGAUCAUGGAAUUAAUGUUCGGACCAGCAGUGUACAAGGUGGCAUCAUCAGCAUACAAAGUGGGAGUGGAACAUUUACUAUAUGA
Penaeus vannamei (Pacific white shrimp) is the source of this 1260-nucleotide messenger RNA. Lineage: Eukaryota; Metazoa; Arthropoda; Malacostraca; Decapoda; Penaeidae. The record is from RefSeq and is a predicted model, not a curated record.